UGCAGUAACUUCUCUUAACACUAAGAUUUUAUUCAACAGGAUCUUUUAUAAUAUCUGCAGGUGGUUUUGCUGGAGUAAGCACUACUAGUGCCCACAGAAUUAUUCAUCGUGUUACGAACGCAAUUGCCAGACUUCAAGCAGGUUUUAUGAAAUUUCCUACUACAAAUAAUGAAAUAAAAAAACAACAAUUGGAAUUUUAUAAAAUCUUUCGAUUUCCUAGAGUUGUAGGUUGUAUAGAUUGUACACAUGUUCGAGUUCAAUCGUUUGGUACUGAAAAUGCAGAACUAUUUAGAAAUAGAAAGGGAUAUUUUUCUUUGAACGUGCAAGUUGUGACCAAUAGUAAUUUAGAAAUUACUGAUAUAGUAGCUCGAUGACCUGGAUCAACACA
Mycetomoellerius zeteki is the source of this 388-nucleotide messenger RNA. Its product is annotated as putative nuclease HARBI1. Bases 147 to 374 code for a protein of 75 amino acids. The record is from RefSeq and is a predicted model, not a curated record. The transcript has 2 exons. NCBI's taxonomy places the organism in Eukaryota, Metazoa, Arthropoda, Insecta, Hymenoptera, Formicidae.